Molecule: messenger RNA, 4143 nt
Organism: Electrophorus electricus (electric eel)
Lineage: Eukaryota; Metazoa; Chordata; Actinopteri; Gymnotiformes; Gymnotidae
Gene: bcl6aa
Product: BCL6A transcription repressor a
Biological process (GO): regulation of transcription by RNA polymerase II
Cellular component (GO): nucleus
Molecular function (GO): DNA-binding transcription factor activity, RNA polymerase II-specific; protein binding
Source: RefSeq, a predicted model, not a curated record
AUGUUUGGUGGAGUGUCGUGUGUAAAUGCGUAUUUGUUGUGCUUUGUGGAGUGUUUGUACACUGUUUGAGCCGUGGUGCGUUUGAGCUGUGGAGCUUUGGGCUGGUGGGAUUACACUUGACAUGUCCGGACCCCGGCGUGGGUUGCGCGGCGCUGCGGGUACUCGGCUCAGGCCGAGACGGGCUCGUAGACCGCCGUGUGUGUGUGUGUGUGCGCGCAGCUAAGGAGAAACGUUGACGUGUUGGGUGUUUUACGAAGGCGGUCCGAGCGAGAAGGACUAUCCAAGUAGCCUGAACUGAACAGCAGUCGUGCAUGCGAAGGGCUUGCGGUCCUCUAAGCUGCAGCGCUUGGUACCUGCGGUGGGGUGUCCGCGCACAGUUUCUAUUCUUAACCCCAGAUAGAUUGAUGUCUUGUCCAAGUACGAGCGAUUAGACUAAUAAGCAAAGCACCUUAUUUAGGACUUAGACGGUGUGGGGUUGUCUUAUUUUUGGCUAGUUGGUGUGUUUUUCUUGACAGUUUCGACGUUUCGUUUUAUGGCACGUCUGUUCUCUCUGAGACGGGUCGGGGCUGUGCGUGGCUCUGCUUGGUUACCGAUACUUCGGAACAGCCCUCAGCGCUCCCGACCUGCUUAAAGGACGCUUCACCCAACCUGUUGCUUGGACGAGGCGUGAAAUUUGCGACUGUGCGGGAAAUGUGUAGAAACGCGCAAAUGAAUAACAAAAGUUUGCGUGGACCCGUGCCUCUCGUGCGCUAGCUCAGGGCGCCGCGCGACUGUUGACGUGCAGUUCUGCGUGGGCUGUUUCUCGCUGUAUUUGGACAAGCAUCGGGUAAUGGACGGCUUGACACUCCAGUGAUCUUAUAAAGGCUUGCGUAAAGUUUCUGCCGUGCGAUAGUCCCCAUCGCUGACAAUGUUCACAAUCCUGUGCAAAUCAAAUACCAUCCUACUUUUUAAAAUCGGAUGAUCGCUGCUUCCCUACACUUUGGCACUGGGCAGGAGUGUCCUACAUCUGUAUAGGAUGUUGGCGUGCUCUUGCACAUGCUAUCCCCGCAAGUUGUGUUGGGUUACAGUCCAUCAAACUGGAUCAUUGCUGGACACGGGAUAUAUUUCUUUUGAAAUUCUAAUGCCAGAAGUGACUUGACGUCACAUGGUCUUGCAUGAUAAACACGCUUAAAGAAUGAGUAGAAAGUCUGUUUUGCCAUGUCCAGAGUUCAGUAGCCCAUUUGUGAUUUGGAAUAACUAUUUUCAGAAAGUGUUCGUACGUUUGAUCGAAGCGGGCAAUAAAGAAAUGUGACCAAUGUUUUUCUCAACUGAUUACUUGGUGUCAUGGCAAGGAGUUGUUAGUUUAGAACAUUAGUCUCUUGGUGACAUCUCGUGGUCGUAAAAAACCCAGAAGCCACGGGUUUGAGAUGACUGAAGGUGGUCAUGCUUCUGAGGGGGAUGCUGCUUAGACUGACCCCCGGUACUGGGACAUCUGAAUGAUCGCGUGCACGAUGUUUGUUGAAAUGUUAUUUUAAAAAAGGUAUUUCAAAAUCGCCCAAAAUGCAGCUUAAGGAACACUGAUUUAAAAAAAAGUUCUCGCGUUUAAAAUGUGGAAUUACGAUCCACCUUCUCCCUACACGUGUUGGUGUGACAGGGCACCGUUACGUGGUUCCAGCGGUAUGGAAUUUCGCUCCGGCUGAUCCAAAGCGUCCUGCCUGCAAGAAGGGUUCCGUGCGCAAGUUCAGUCGUAAAAUAUUGGCUGUAUGGCAAAGCUUUUGAUGGCAGUCGCAACAGCGGGGAGCCGACUUCCUGAAUCUGGUGGAAGGUUCCCCUGCCAAAGCUGUCCCAGUAAAAGCCGUAGUAAGGAGCACCACGACUGCAUCUUAAUGGGAUGAAGUUAAGAGACGCGUAAUAACCAGGACUGUCAGAACCGUCAUUUGGUUCAGUAACUGCAUCUCGUAUCACAUUAGAUCUUGACAAAAUGUCUUGUGCAGCAGACAGCUGCAUCCAGUUCACACGCCAUGCCAGCGACGUCCUGCUCAAUCUGAACCGGAUGCGUAGCCGGGACAUCCUCACAGACGUCACCAUCCUGGUCAACAGGCAACAGUUCCGAGCUCACAAAACUGUGCUCAUGGCAUGCAGUGGUCUCUUCUACACGAUAUUUACGGACUCGCUAAAGUGCAGCCUGAAUGCCAUCAGCCUGGAUCCGAAGGUGGACGCAGAAGGCUUCGCGAUCCUCCUGGAGUUCAUGUACACAUCUCGCCUUGCCCUGAAAGAGAGUCUCAUCAUGGCCAUCAUGAACACGGCCAUCUACCUGCAGAUGGACCACGUCGUUGACACUUGCCACAGAUUCAUCAAAUCCAGUGACUCCUCCAUCAAGCUGUCCAGAGAGGACUUUCUCGUCAGCCCCUUGCUUUUACCUCAAGAUGUUCAUGGCUUCAGGCCCCAUGAGAUGUUGGACAACAUCCCAGGGCGUUCAGCCCCUUUCCGAGAUGGAAGGCCUUACGGUGCAAGCAUUUUCAAUGGAGUUAACCCUCCCAGCAGCUCCUACCAUCUUUACGGCCAGUUCCCCAUGCAGGGUUUCCCCUUUCCCCUCUGCAAGCUGACGGAUGCCAAAAGUGCAUUUCCCGACUUCUCGAAAGGAGGCAUCAUCCAACACAAACACUGCCCACCAGCUGACUGCUCCGUGCUGGUCGACUAUGCCCGCAGCACGGCUGGCGGGCCGCCGAGCAUGUGCCACGUGGGAUCCCAUGCCUCGCGGGAGUUGGUGAGGAACGAGGAGCUGAAGAGGGAGAGCUUGGUGCAGUCCAUGGGAAUGAGCUCCCGGAAGCACAGCCUGGCCAUCUUGGCCCCAGAGCAGCAGAGGGAGUCUGGCAAGGAGCAGGGUCCCCUGCCCGACGAGGACCUAAGCCAGCAGCACUACUGCAUGGGCAUGGCAUCCAAUGGGCGCAAACCUCCGAUGAGCAGCCCGCAGAGCCCACUGAAGUCCGACUGCCAACCCAACUCGCCCACCGAGUCAAGCAGCAGCAAGAACGCUGCCCUGUCGCACACUUCGCAGCCUCCUGCUCUACAAGGCACGCAGGACCCCAAGGCACGCAACUGGAAAAAGUACAAAUUCAUCGUGCUCAACCAGAGUAGCAAAGAGCCUGAGGGCAGUGCCCAUGAUGUGGAGAUGCGCUCUCCGCAGAGGCUGGGGAUGCCUGCCUUCCCGCCAGCAUCGGAGUCAGAUCACCUGGACUUGCAGGCCACCGGUACCAAGAUCAGCGAGCAUGUGGAUGACUUCCCCAUGCCCCAAGCUAGUCGUCUCAACAAUAUCAUCAACAGAACUCUGGAGGGGUCUCAGAGGAAUGGUGACAGCCACUCUACUCUUUACAUGAGCCACUUAAAGUGCACCUCUUGCGGCGCACAGUCCCCUCAGCACACAGACGUCUGCCCCAACACUCCUGGCUCACGGCUGCCUGAGGAGAUGUCGGAACUACACUCGGAGUACUCUGACUCUAGCUGUGAAAACGGCACGUACUUCUGCAACGACUGUGACUCCAAAUUCGCAGAGGAGGAGGUCUUAAAGCGCCAUAUGCUCCAGGUACACAGUGACAAGCCAUACAAAUGUGACCGGUGCCAAGCAGCAUUUCGCUAUAAAGGGAACCUUGCCAGCCACAAGACUGUGCACACAGGAGAAAAGCCGUACCGGUGCAACAUCUGCGGCGCCCAGUUCAACCGGCCGGCCAACCUCAAGACCCAUACGCGCAUCCACUCUGGAGAGAAGCCAUACAAGUGCGAAACAUGUGGCGCUCGCUUCGUCCAGGUUGCUCACCUGCGCGCUCAUGUCCUGAUCCACACGGGGGAAAAGCCGUACCCCUGUGAAAUCUGUGGCACUCGCUUCCGGCACCUCCAGACACUCAAGAGCCACCUGCGCAUACACACAGGAGAAAAGCCCUAUCAUUGUGAGAAAUGCAACUUGCACUUUCGCCACAAGAGUCAGCUACGACUGCACCUCCGACAGAAGCACGGUGCGAUCACCAACACCAAGAUCCAGUAUCGGAUGGCGACGGCGGCGGCAGACCUGCCGACUGACCUGACCAAGGCAUGCUGAGCAAACCCAGGCUGUUUGACCCGAGCCUGACUCGAACAAUCGUCCAAAACUGUAGUGCCACACUGUGUCAA